Messenger RNA from Bemisia tabaci, 1417 nucleotides. RefSeq lists its product as uncharacterized. The record is from RefSeq and is a predicted model, not a curated record. NCBI's taxonomy places the organism in Eukaryota, Metazoa, Arthropoda, Insecta, Hemiptera, Aleyrodidae.
UGUAUUCAGGCCUUAUUUUAUAAUGGCGACUCGUCUCUAGUGUAAAUACUCAUCAAGAAUUUUAUAAUUAAGUGCCUUUAAACUUCCUUUUUUUGUUGUGUCGAAGAAAUAAUUUUAUAUUGAAAUUUUCUUGUACGAUGGAUAAUUAUGAAAUGUACUAUCAGUCACCUUACGACAGCAGCGAAAACACAAAAGGUUACUUUGAAACGGUUGUGGAACCGUUACUCACUCCCGGGAAAGAAGGUGAUUUGUGUGAGUGGUUAAAAUCAGUGGGGCUAAUAUCAAGAGAGAUGAAAUGUCAACAGCCGGAAUGUGGGGAGGAAACACUGACUUGGAGCAAGGCUCGGGUGGUCGACAAACAUAACUGGUGUUGCCCAAAAUGCAAGAAAAAAGUACCCAUCAGACAAGGUUCAUUCUUAUCUGAGUUCAAAUGUGAUUUAAGUUAUGCUGUUCGCGGUAUUCAAUCUUGGUGUAAUAGUCUGCCAGUGGAGGAUAUUUGCGAUCAGAAGUCGUUAAAACCAAAUGUAGCAAAACGUAUUUAUUCUCAGUGUUCAGCAGUUGCGGAGUGGUAUAUCAACAAUCACCCGGAAACAUCACAGCUCGGUGGUCCAGAAGCUGUUAUAAUUGUUGAUGUUUUUCCUGAUGGAUGCAUGAUGCUCACACCUCAUAAUAAUAAUUACAGUAAAAGGAUCCUUUGCAUUGCAGAUACAAAUCACAUACCAACACGAGUAUGGGCCAAGAUUUUGGACUCAAAGGAUAAUUCUAAAAUUGUAGACGCAGUGUUGGCACAUGUAAUGCUCGGGUCAACCAUCGUUACUAGUCAAGGACUUUACUCCGAUCUAUUGCAAGUCAAAGGAAUGACUGAUAUUAUUAGCACAGAUGCUCUUAUGUCUCUGGAUCCUUUAGAUGACCAGAAAUCACUAAAAAAUCUAGAAACUAUUUGGGCUAUGACAGUAAACGUCUGUCAACAAAUUCAAGAACUGAGCAAUUCAAAUGGAGAGCAACUGCUCAGAGAACUUCAGUGGCGGCAGAUUUAUGGUUCCUCACCACUGGAAAAUAUCUUACACCAUAUAGUCAAGUAUAAUGCUGUAAAUGCUCCGGAGAAGUAUGCACUGCCUUCUCAAACCAAUCAUGAAAUAUUGCUUUGAGAAUGUAAGAAUCUUGUUUGAACACUGGGACAAUCAAUGUUGAGUUCACUGUGUCAAAAUUCAACAGGUCAUGCAGGUAAACUUAUGCACCUACAAAAAAAUGUUAACGCUUGCAGGGGUGCAGGAACAAAUUUCCUUCCAUAUUUACAAUGCUUUUCAAAUGAAGUUUGAAAAUGUUCCUCAUUUUAAAGAACCUAUCAAAAAGGUUAAACAAGUUUUGACUGACAAGGGGAGUCUACGAAGUGACAUCCUGGGAUUUGGUUCAUUUU